Messenger RNA from Anthonomus grandis grandis, 2504 nucleotides. RefSeq lists its product as uncharacterized. NCBI's taxonomy places the organism in Eukaryota, Metazoa, Arthropoda, Insecta, Coleoptera, Curculionidae. The transcript has 6 exons. The coding region runs from base 371 to 1495 and encodes 374 amino acids. The record is from RefSeq and is a predicted model, not a curated record.
ACGCUUUACCGGCGAAGCGACAGCAACGUUUACGUUACGGUGUUUGUUGUUUUAUAUUCGAAAUUCGAUGUUGUUUGUAUCGACGUAACAACGAACAUACAGUCGGCUAGACAACUGUUGUUUUAUGAUUUAUUUAUGUCGCGGAUUGCGGUUGUUACGGCCUGACAUUUUCGGUGGUUAAUUGACGAUUUUUUAAAGAAUUUAAAGGUUUUUGUUAAAAGUUGAUUGAGUCAACUAGGUGGUGCGCUCCUAUGGGACCUUGUUUAGGACAAAACAUGUGUAAUAUAAAUAAUUGUGAAACCAUUGUUUUAAUUUUGUGAACGAUUGAUUGGAUUAACCCCGAGUUGAUAGGAGAGUACUUACUUGAGCUAUGCAUAAAGAAAGAUCAGGGAGCCUGGGAUCGGCUCCUAUCAGGCCCUUCCUACAGCCGGUUAGUAACAAUCCGUCCGACGAACAAGUGAACAUUAGCGAUGCAGAAACGCUGGAGGAUGCCAGAAAGUUGAUCCGAGAUUUACGGGUUAAAACCAGACAACAGGCGCAACAGAUAAUGGCCUGGAGGAGAGCCUAUAAGAUGCAGGAACUUUUCAUUUCUCGUCUACAGCGAGAAAAAUGCGACCAACUAAAGGCCAUCAGUUCGAAACUGUUACUCUUCGAAUCGCGUCUGAUACGAAAACAAAAGGAUAUUCAGAGCAUGCUACAAGCCAGAGAGAACCUGAUAUUCAAACAACAGAGAAUAAUAGAGACCCUAACCUCUCGACUCACGGACAACGGACUAGAGGUGCCCCAGAACGACAUCACCGACAUAGAAUACACAUUUCCGGACCUAGAGUCUCUAAACGAUUCAGAUAGCGCCGUAGUGAUGGAAGAUACGGACUUCGAGGGUGCUUAUCACAUACCCAAGUUCAGAGGAAUCGCCUCUGACGGAAUCACCGUGAUGAGGUCCAUCUCCGAUGCCAUCGAUCCGAAUUUGAAAUACACGAGUAGAAGGAGCAACGGGUUCUUGAGGAGACCCGAGAUCUUAGAAACGGUGUACAGUGUGGAAGAGGACGGGGACAAUGAUCAAAAGGAUGAAAAGACCGAUGUGCGACAGAGACGAGAAUCGUUCGCGAUGAGAGGAAAAUCGAACUGCAACGUCGAUUCUCAUGAGGAAACUGCGAAUGACGCAAGAAAAAAGACUGGUGAGGAGAAUUGUGCUGAUAAAUUGGCUGUGGAUCAAAGACCCAACGAACACAACACGGAACACAAACCAGAGUCGGACAACGAGAGAUACAAAGAAGACCAAACGAAACCGACGAACACCAACCAAGUGAAAACCUACAAUCGAGUGAUGUCGAAUCACCGAUCGGUCACGAAACCGAAAGAUGUGAAAUACAAGAGGAUCAACAAAGCGAAAUCGAAGAGUUUAGAGGAGCUGAGGGGACGACUCAAAAAUUGGGUGGAUCAAGGCAGUAAGAUACCGGGGAUCGCGUUGGAGCAUAGCCAAAGCUAUGCCUAAAGUUUCGUUAGCCAUGUUGUACUGUUUAGCCAUAUUUUUUUUGUUAACUUGAAUUGUCAAUAAAUGAGCAUAUCACAGAAAGGUAUUGGGAUCAAAAUAUUGUCUCAAUUUUUCGAGGGUGUUACUCGAAGAGGUGAUACCAUUGUCACCAAAAAAGUAAUUCGCAAGGUGUCUCUGGACUAUAUUUUGAUCCUAAACCGAUCCUCGUCACUGAUUAACAAUUUCAAAGGAAUGUUUAGCUUUAGUACAAUAUAUCAUUUAGACAAUCAGUUAGCUUUUUGUAAAACUCAAUUAUAUUGUACAUUGUUCGAAGAUAAGCAACGCAUUCUAAAUGAUUUAGGUAGAAAACUCACGUUAGUCAUAUAAGAUUACUGUUACCUGAUGUACAGGGUGAACUCCUUUUAAAUGUAUUGCAAAAGAUUCGCUCCAUGUGUAGGAUUAUAUUAUAGGAAGAAAUCUUUUAUGUAUAGCAGGAUACGGGGAUUAUAUGUCGAAUUAAAUAGCUUAUAUUUCUUGGUCACACUGUAGGGAGAGCUUACAGUUGUUUACAUACAUAAUGAUCAAUGGACGUAAACAACGUGCACGUGUCUAGGUUAUUUUGACGCAUUACUUUGCUUGUUCUGUAUCCUGUAAACCGUAUAAAUAACGGCACUAUAAGAAAAAAAAAUGUUGCAUUCCAUCUAAUAAGUGUGAUAUUAAAUUAACUAAUUUUCUCAAUGUAAUGGCCUAUAUGUUUACUCUAUAAAUAAUGGUUCCUUCUUUAGGUUGUAAAGUUAAAUUUUAGCUAGGUAUUAAUAUAUUAUAAUUAUUCGUAUAAAUUGUAUAUAAAAUCGCUUGUAAAAAUAUCUUGUGUAUAUGGCUGUAAGGAUAAUUAAUUAUAACAAAACAAAAAAAAAUAACUUAACCAAAGCGCGUAUAAUAUAUUCAUUGAACCAUAACUCGACAAAAGCUAUAUGUAUUAUGAUGUAAAGUCUAUUUAUGAAAUAUGAGAAUAAAUUGUUUUAUCAUG